AAUAAAUAAAUAAAUAAAUAAAAAAAACCUGGAGCACAGAAUCUUACGCCCGAAGACCUCCCACGGCCGAGCGGACUGGCCUGAUGCCGGCGGAAACGGAAAUGCCUCCGCUAGCUUCUAUGUUGAAUAGACUCUGCAGGGGAAGAUGUGCAAUGGAAUGACAGAGUCAAUAUCAAAAUCAUUUAUGACCCACUCCUCUGCCACUGAACAGUUGUUUUUGUUGUUGCUGGGAUUGACCUUUGUGUCUACUGGGAGUGGAUCAGGAUGUGUGAGGCCAUACAUGGUCCAGAACAGCUGGGUAAACCUCACAGAAAACAACAGGGGUUUGUUCCCUGUGGGCACAGUACUGCGGUACAGCUGUGACCCUGGUUACCUGCCAGAUGGACCCAGCAUCCUCACCUGCACCACGCUGGGACGCUGGACCUCUGAACCGCCUCACUGUAUACGCAGUGGCGGUACGAUAUUCAGUCCACUGCUGUCUUUUCUGACCUCAUGUCUACCCCUCACCAAACCUGAGAAUGGGGGCUACACUUGCCACCCAUCUCCUUGUCGUAUGUUUUCUCACGGCUCUGUGAUAGAGUUCUUCUGUAAUAAGGGCUUCAUUCUCGAUGGAGAAGAUAACUACCUGACCUGUCAGGAUGGACAAUGGGAUGGUCCAAUGCAGACCAACUGCAUAAGCCAAGGUUGUAUAAGACCCUCCAUGGUGCAGCAUAGCUCAACAAAUCUUACGGACACCAACAGAAGCUUGUUCCCAGUGGGCACAGUUCUACAGUACGACUGUGACCCGGGUUACCUGCCAGCUGGCCCCAGUAUCAUUACCUGCACCACACUUGGACAGUGGUCCUCUGAACCCCCUCUGUGUAUUCACAGUGACGUAUGCCAGCCUCCAUAUGAGCCAGAGAACGGAGGCUACACCUGUCACCCCUCACCAUGCUCAAGACUUUCCCACGGCACCAUUAUUCAAUAUUACUGUGACGAAGGCUACAUUCUGAAGGGAGAUUAUAAAUUCCAUACGUGUCAGUUUGGAAAAUGGGACAACCUAAUGCCAGUCAGCUGCCUCGUGGAGCAAGGUUGUAUAAGACCCUCCAUGGUGCAGCAUAGCUCAACUAAUCUGACAGAAACCAACAGGAACUUGUUCCCCGUGGGCACGGUUCUACAGUACGACUGUGACCCAGGUUACCUGCUGGACGGUCCCAGCAUUCUUACCUGCGGCGCACAAGGGCACUGGUCCUCUGAACCUCCCCGCUGCAUACGGAGUGACGUAUGUCGGCCUCCGUUUGAGCCCGAGAACGGGGGCUACACCUGCCACCCCUCCCCUUGCCAAAGACUGUCUCACGGCAUUGUGAUUGAAUAUUUCUGUGAAGAAGGUUAUAUUCUGAAGGGUGAUUAUAAAUACCUUACCUGUCAAUAUGGGGAGUGGGACAGCCAAAUGAAGCUCAGCUGCCUAAUGAAGCAAGGCCGUGAUACAGCUUUACCCCUGGGGAUGCCCGCAUUGUCCAUAGUGGCAUCCACAGCCAGCUCGGUUGCCCUCAUCCUGCUCCUCGUGGUGUUGUUUGUACUUUUACAGCCAAAGUUCAAGUCCCUGCACCGACGUGAUCCGGGUGUAUCUGGCCAGCCCGUGUCCAUCAUGGUGGAAGGAGUCCAGGUGACCCUGCCCUCAUAUGAGGAGGCUGUAAGCAAUACCGGCACCUCAACUUCAGCGCCCACCUCUGAGUCUCGAGUCCAGAUAGUGCUGUGUGAGGGUCAGCAUGCCACAGCGCCAGAGGCUGGCCCCUCUAGGCCUUCUUCCCUGAAACAGCAGCAUUCCGAGAUGACUGUGGUCCACCCUAUACCACCGUCCUCAUCCUCCUCAUCUCCUUCACCCACCUGGGGUUUGGAGAAUGCAGGCGCUACCGCUCCCUCGUCCUCGCAAAGAAGGACGUCUGCAGGCAGUGACCAACACAGCCUUUCUCUGGACUCUGAAAUGGACUUCCCUGAUGAUACGCCAUUACUGAAGGAGGCUUGAAUCGUGCUGCAACCUGUGGACUUACCUUAGACAACCAGAGCUGCACGGGGUGAGUGGCAUGCCUCUCACCAGUUUGUCAACACAAGACAGUCGACACAGACCAGCCUGGCUGAAGAGGCUCCGGGUGAAGCUGUGGGUCACAUAGAGGAACGGUUUUCUCUCGCCAUCCCGAAAGCAGAACAGAGAAGGGAUUCUCAUGUAGAUACGUGCUUAAAUUUUCCAUAGGGAUUCCUACAUUGCUCACGUAUGUCUAGCGUCUGAAGCUCAGUUUGAAAAUGUAGAGUAAAAAAAAAAAGAAACCUUUGAAGGAAUGUGUCUGUAAAGGCUAAAUGUUAGAAGAAAAUAUAUGUUUUUGAAUGGAUUAGCAAAGCUGCAAACUCAUUGAGUGAGCUAUUAAUCUCAUCUGCAUCUUGUUUACGGUUGCUUUCCUUUAAUCAUUUGGGACAUAUUAGAAAAGAUGCAUGAACGCCAGGUAACCUAGAUUGCUGUCCACAUACUGUAGAUGCAUUAUAUUUUUUGUGACGUGACUAUACAUCGUUAUUUAAAAGUUAUUAAUAAUGACUCGCACCAAUCCACCAUGUCGUUGUACAGUAUAAGGCCUCUUGUUUGCUGGAAAGAUCACUCUGCUUUUCUCUGAGUCUUUUUUCUGCCAUUGAGGGCAAACAAUUUGUGAUCAAUUUGUUUUUGGGCGGGGGCCUGUAUUUCACAUAUGUCGUCCCGAGCACUCUUCAUACCCUCUCCUCUAAAAUGGCCUUAGCUUUCCACUUCUAUGCACAGGAGUCCGUAAUAUGUACCAUAAGGAACUUAAAGAAUGUCAGUGAAACGCCUCCACUGCUUAGUGACCAUGUGUGUUUUGCAGACACAUCACUUGUACACUGGAAAAUAUUAUCGUCUUAAUUUAUUCAGGCUGCUCCGAAACUCCUGUUUUAAGGAAACGAAAAUGUGUGUUUUAUUUAUUUGUGUCCAGACUGCUGUUGAUCAGCCAUGGCUUAUUUUGGUUCUUCCAAAGCUCUUGGAAAACGUAAAAGAAGGUCUUCUUUUUUUUCUUUUUUUUUUUUUUAACUUUGCUGCUUCAUUUUAAGAUUCUACUGCAGGCACGUUAUAUGUGACACUGUAAAAGUUGCCGGGGAGAUCGACACAAAAAUAAUUAUGCGUAUAGCUUAGUGUAACGUCAGUGUUCUCUUUGUUUUUACUGUCCACUUAGUUUACUUUAGGGCUGAGAAGUGUAUUUUUUCCUUUAUUGUGAAGAUGGUAUUUUAAUAUAUGAAAAAAAAAAUUAAAUUAAGUUUGCUCUGUAUGUGAUCAUUUGAUUAAAUAUCAUUUGAGAUGUU
Messenger RNA from Solea solea (common sole), 3336 nucleotides. RefSeq names its product sushi domain-containing protein 4-like. The record is from RefSeq and is a predicted model, not a curated record. The transcript is spliced from 11 exons. The coding region runs from base 146 to 2005 and encodes 619 amino acids. Lineage: Eukaryota; Metazoa; Chordata; Actinopteri; Pleuronectiformes; Soleidae.